AUGAGCCAAUUUCUGCAUUUGAACAUGUUGGAGGCACUGGGAAGGCUUGGAGAGGGCAUUUAUCGGCUGAAGGGCUACACUGAACUGAAUCACGCAGCAUUGUACAAAAUCCUUCGCAAAUGGGACAAAGUUCUGAAGCGAACCGAUGGGGUGGCAGAAAUCUACCCUCAAAUUAUCGAGGGCACGCGCAUUGGCGACAUGACCGCCAUAGAAGCAUUGGAUGCCAACGUCAAGGAGGUGGGCCCAGCAGGCAUUUUCCAGGCAGUCGCCAGCUACAAAUCCAGACAUUUCACCAGAGGUUGCAGCACUGAGUGGAUGGAUAGCUUGCUGCAGCAGAGAGCAAUAGAGGUUCUUUUCAGCGGAGUGGAGCGUACUGAAGUGCAGGAGGAUGGACAGGUCUACCUGUUCUUCCCCAGGAUGGACAUUGGGCCAUACACAUCGCAGGUACGAAUGACCUGCCAGAUUUUACAAGAAAAGGCAAAUCGAGCCGACGUGAAGGUCCUUGCCAUCAAUCCCGGGCUCAUGAAGGAUGGUGCCAUUGAGUACCUCAAGGAGUUUGAGGAGUUGCUCGAAGCAAAGACCGAGAUUCAACUACGUUGGCAAGAUGACCGACGUGGCGGUCUACGAGUCUACCAGCAGGCCUUGCAAAGAUUCAAGUACUAUAUGCCUACCUGGUUCCCGAUCCCGGAUUCUGUCACGGAAGCGUUGCUGAGGACUUUCAUCUCCCAAGCAAUGAGGGCUGGACAUGAAGAAGUGUUCAGGACCCUUGAGAAGGAGGCCAAGGAUGCGGGCCUAGCCUGA
Durusdinium trenchii is the source of this 801-nucleotide messenger RNA. The record is from the annotation of a GenBank genome assembly. Lineage: Eukaryota; Dinophyceae; Suessiales; Symbiodiniaceae.